GCGAACGCGAAACUUAGCGCGUUAAUUAUUCAGACACGUGACGCGUACCGAAAAGCUCUUAAGAACGCGGUUUCUCUUGUUCAUCCUUGGACUCAUUCAGACAUACACAUACAUCCUUUCUAUUCAAUACAACACUCAAAGUCAAACAACUUCUCGACUUCUUUCUCCUGUAUAUUCCGCAUACCAAUAAUCAAAUCUUUCUUCUUUACGUUCAAUUUAUUAAACCACAAUGAGUCUCCAGGAAACUCCCUCAAAGACUGCUGCCUCUGGCAUCGAAAACAUGAAGAUGGAAUCACCCGUCAAGAAGAUCAACUUUGCUGGAAAAGAGAAUUCAGCAUUUGAUGCCGACGCGCCAAUCGUCGAAGAAGUCAAGAAGCCAAUUGUCGAGGAACAAAAGAUUGUUGCAGUUGCUCCAGGAAUUAAACCAGAAGAGGCAGACGAACCUCUUCUCCAAGAAAACCCAAAUCGUUUCGUCCUCUUCCCCAUCAAGUACCAUGAGAUCUGGCAAAUGUACAAGAAGGCAGAGGCAUCUUUCUGGACCGCAGAAGAGAUUGAUUUGUCUAAGGAUCUUCACGACUGGAAUGAGAGACUCAAUGACGACGAGCGUUACUUCAUUUCCCACGUCCUCGCAUUCUUCGCAGCAUCCGAUGGAAUUGUCAACGAGAACUUGGUUGAGAGAUUCAGUGGUGAAGUUCAAAUUCCAGAGGCUAGAUGCUUUUAUGGUUUCCAAAUCAUGAUGGAGAACAUCCACUCCGAAACAUACUCCCUUCUCAUCGAUACAUAUAUUAAGGAGCAAUCCCAAAAGACAUACCUUUUCAAUGCUAUUGAUACCAUUCCUUGUAUCAAGAAGAAGGCCGACUGGGCUGUCAAAUGGAUUCAAGACAAGAACUCCACCUUUGCUCAACGUCUCGUCGCUUUCGCUGCUGUUGAAGGUAUCUUCUUCUCUGGAUCUUUCGCUUCCAUCUUCUGGCUUAAGAAGCGUGGUCUCAUGGCCGGUCUCACCUUCUCCAACGAACUCAUCUCCCGUGAUGAAGGUCUUCACACCGAUUUCGCAUGCCUCCUUUUCUCCCACCUUAAGCACCGCCCAUCCAAGCAAGCCGUUCAGGACGUCAUCACCGAAGCUGUAGAGAUUGAACAAGAGUUUUUGACCGAGGCUCUUCCUUGUGCUCUCUUGGGCAUGAACUCCAACCUUAUGAAGCAAUACAUCGAGUUCGUUGCUGAUCGUCUCCUCCUUUCUUUGGGUAACGAUAAGUACUACAAAUCCGCCAACCCAUUCGACUUCAUGGAGAACAUCUCCUUGGCUGGAAAGACCAACUUCUUCGAGAAGAGAGUUGGUGAUUACCAAAAGGCUGGUGUUAUGGCCGGUACUCAAAAGAAACACGAGGAUACCGAGGCACAAACCGAAGCCAAGGCAGAGAACGGAGGUGACUUCAACUUUGACGAAGACUUCUAGAUGUUGUCUUUAAAGUUACCUCUACUUCUCUUUUUGUUUUUAUGCCAGGAUGAUUGGCGUGGCGUUUACCUUUGUACAACUCUUCACUUCUACAUGGGGCUUACAUAGAUGUGUUGCGGGUUGGUGGUCUGUACAAAUAGUUCUUUAGCUUGGGGGAGUUGUGGUGUUGGGAAAACUUUGGGUUGGCGACGGCUAUGAAUAUAAAUUUUCACAAUAAAUGUCAUUUGGACACAGAUGAUGGAAUGAUAGGGAUAUCGUGGUGGGGGUAUACCAUGAUGGAAUGGAUGGGUAGGAUAAUUGAUGAUAUUACUAGUUAGCGUUAACGAACACACUUUUCAUAUACAUGAGGA
Molecule: messenger RNA, 1803 nt
Organism: Botrytis cinerea B05.10
Lineage: Eukaryota; Fungi; Ascomycota; Leotiomycetes; Helotiales; Sclerotiniaceae
Exons: 4
Coding region: 230-1453 (407 amino acids)
Biological process (GO): deoxyribonucleotide biosynthetic process
Molecular function (GO): oxidoreductase activity
Source: RefSeq, a predicted model, not a curated record